AUGCCAGCAGCCGUACAUCCCAGAAGAGAUUCAGCAGAGUCCAUCAACACCGAUAUCAUCACCUUGUCGCGAUUCAUACUUGAAAGCCAACGCUACGGCGCCAAGAAUGCGACGGGAGAGUUCUCGCUGUUGCUGAACUCUCUACAAUUUGCGUUCAAAUUCAUCUCGCAAACGAUUAGACGUGCAGAACUGGUCAAUCUGAUUGGCUUGGCGGGCGCCUCCAACGCCACGGGCGACCAGCAGAAAAAACUGGACGUUCUAGGGGACGAGAUAUUCAUCAAUGCCAUGCGUGCUAGUGGCAAUGUCAAAGUGCUCGUUUCCGAAGAACAAGAAGAGCUGCUGGUAUUCAGAAACAACCCCGCCACAUACGCGGUGUGUUGUGACCCGAUUGAUGGUUCUUCCAAUCUGGACGCGGGAGUCUCUGUGGGAACCAUCGUCUCGCUGUUCAAGAUCCUCCCUGACUCUCAGGGGUCGACAUCCGACGUUUUGCGCUGCGGACGUGAAAUGGUCGCGGCUUGCUAUGCCAUGUACGGUGCCUCCACUCAUUUGAUGCUGACUACGGGCAGCGGUGUUAACGGGUUCACUCUGGACACCAACUUGGGCGAGUUCAUUCUCACGUAUCCUGAACUGAGAAUGCCAUUAGAGCAUCCCAUUUACUCUGUGAACGAAGGAAACUCUGUCUACUGGGAAAACUCUAUUCAGCAGUUUUUCGAGGAACUGAAGGCCCCCCAGCCAGAUCUGCAAAACAAGCCUUAUUCUUCUCGUUAUAUUGGCUCCAUGGUGGCCGAUGUCCACCGGACCCUUCUGUACGGAGGCCUGUUUGCUUAUCCCUGCGAUAGGAAGAACCGAGACGGCAAGUUGAGACUGCUAUACGAGGCAUUUCCUAUGGCCUUUUUGGUUGAACAGGCUGGUGGCAAGGCCGUGAACGAUCGAGGAGAACGCAUCUUAGACCUGACCCCAGAUCAUAUUCAUGCCAAGAGCAGCAUAUGGUUAGGAAGCAGCCACGACGUGGAUAAGUACCUCAAGCACAUAGCUCAGUAG
Molecule: messenger RNA, 1041 nt
Organism: Lachancea dasiensis
Lineage: Eukaryota; Fungi; Ascomycota; Saccharomycetes; Saccharomycetales; Saccharomycetaceae
Source: the annotation of a GenBank genome assembly